AUGGGCGCUGCAGCUGCGAAACCCGUGCGUGAAGCACCUGUCCGGUACGUGGCCAAGCAGAUGGCGCGCCUGGACAAGAUCCCGGUCGAGCAGCAAUUCAAGAAGCCACAGUUUACGGCACAGGGCAUCAAUAUUCGCCAGGACGAUGUGAACACCGAACCGCUCAUGUACGUGGAGACGUCCAAGGACGCCGGCAGCACCGAGCUGACGGACCAUGUGGCACCGCGGUGGUACUUGAACACGUACCUGGAGAUGUCCGACAACAUGCGCACUGACCAAACGGUGAUUAGCGGCAACCUCCCUCUUGCGUGGGAGCGCGAUAAGCAUGAGCCAUAUUCACUGGUGCGCGGCCGCAUCGAUGACGAGGACCUUCGCUGGGUUCUCCAACCGGAGCAGCGCAAGAAGCCUCUCGACGAGCUGCUGGGGCAUACGAAACUAGAAAGGCAGGUUUUGCAGGACAUCCUCGAUACGGUGGAGCUACCCCGAACACAGUACCGAAACUACAAGGGCAAGUUACACAAGAGCAUUGACGACGCCAACACACACAUGUCGGCGCGCAAAGAACAAAUCCAGAAGGCUCGAGAGGCGGAGAUCCUGCGUCAGAUUGGCUACACCGAAGAGGAGGUUCUGAAGGAAGAGCAGUACCUGACGAAUCGCCCCCGCGGCGUGCGCACCCUUGACGACCUCGGCGCAAGUGACCGAGAAAAGCGCCGACAGCAGCGGGCGGCCGAGGCGAGCGAGUUGGAGGACAUGCUGAGGGAGCGGCGCAUCGAGCAGCUGGAGCGUGGAGAGGCAGCUGUGACGGAAGAGGAGGUAGCUGAAAAGCCAGAGGUGCUGCAGAUGCGCAACAAGCAUUUUAGCACACACAAGAACGUCUACAAGCGCAUGUACGCGGCAGACAUUGGCAAGGACGAGCGCAACCAGUCAAAGUUUGUGUGGUGGCUCGACCGCACGCGGCGCAUCAAGCGCGCUGUGGACACUAUUCACGGUGUUCCGGUCUACAAUGAACGACUCUCAGCGAACGAGGAGCAGACGCGCAAGCAGAUGCAGGAAGCGGCGGAGUUCAACUUCUCGGUAUCACGGUCGCAGGGCGCGAAAGGGUUCACCGACCCGCGCGGACAUUACGAUCAGUUCAUGGAUAUUAUGCGCCACAACAAGGAGGAGAUGGAGAGGGACACACAUGUUGAAGUCCACGAGGACAGCAGCGCCGAGCACCCCAUCUUUAAGUUCCCCCACACCCGAGAGCACGGCGCGAAGCCAGCGCCGACGCGCUUUGCGGACCGUCGUGACCAUGCACAGCGCGUCGACACGGAUGUGACUAAGCUCUUUGGGCUUGAGGGCGAGUCGCCUGCCGCUAUCGCAGCUACACCUGCUGCGCCUGUACACAGUAAAUUGUCUCCAUCAAAGCAGGAAACCAGCGGGGCGGACGAACUCACGUCCCCGAGCGGUAGGGCGAGUGCUGGCGGUUGGGAGAAGGUGAAGGGCGCGAGCGGCUCCACACCAGCAGCAUGCACAGAGGCUUCGCCGCCCACCAACCAGGAUGACAGAGAGCGUUGA
This is a messenger RNA of Leishmania mexicana MHOM/GT/2001/U1103, 1557 nucleotides long. RefSeq lists its product as hypothetical. The record is from RefSeq and is a predicted model, not a curated record. The transcript has a single exon. NCBI's taxonomy places the organism in Eukaryota, Euglenozoa, Kinetoplastea, Trypanosomatida, Trypanosomatidae. Bases 1 to 1557 code for a protein of 518 amino acids.